Molecule: messenger RNA, 9177 nt
Organism: Mus caroli (Ryukyu mouse)
Lineage: Eukaryota; Metazoa; Chordata; Mammalia; Rodentia; Muridae
Gene: Zfhx2
Product: zinc finger homeobox 2
Biological process (GO): regulation of transcription by RNA polymerase II; regulation of neuron differentiation
Cellular component (GO): nucleus
Molecular function (GO): DNA-binding transcription factor activity, RNA polymerase II-specific; zinc ion binding; RNA polymerase II cis-regulatory region sequence-specific DNA binding
Source: RefSeq, a predicted model, not a curated record
UCAAGGUCAUCCUCAGCUACAUAGGGAGUUUGAGGCCAGCCUGAGACCCUUCCUUCAAAAAGGUCUAGACAAGACUGGGCCAGAAGACCGAGAUAGAGAGGGAGGAGGUGGCUUUGAGAUGAGAGGGAUUCCACAUUUUACAUGAAAAGGGAGGCAAGGUUGUGUAGACAGAGAAAAAGACACCCUACCCCUCCAGUCCAAGAAAGACAGCCCGAGAUGAAGGAGAGGGUGUGGUCCUGCGUGAAAACAGCAAGGCUUAACUCAGCACCAGGUCAGUCCUGAGUUCAAGCCUUGCUGGUUAUGACCCUUAUGGGAGGAACUGAAGUGGCAAAUUAACCAGUAUAAUGAAGUCACUGCAUUUUGUUUGCCUUUGCUGGUUUCCCCUGGAGAUCUGUCCUCUGGCCAGACAGGGCAGUGUGGGGGAGGGGAAAGACAGCAGAGGUGAAGGGCAGGGGAAGGGUGCCAAAGAAGACAGAGAGAAGGAAACAAAACUCGGAGGACAGACACCAUGUGGAGGAGGAUGAAAAUGGAAGGCAGCCCAGAGAUGGAGGCAAGGAGACAGAAGAGGAGAGAGAAGAGGGGUGAACAAUGGAGACCAGGAGAGAGGAGUCCAGAGGAAAGCAGGGAAAAAAGAGGGAGCCGGAGAGGGUACUGGCUGUCACGCUGAAAUGAACCCUCAGCAGUCCUCCGUCUACCAUGGCUACCCUUAACUCAUCCUCUUCCUCCGGAACUGUUCCUUCCCCUGGGCACAAUGUUCCGUCACCACCUCCAGAGACCUCCUCCUCCAGCACCUCUGAUCCUGUCACCAAAGAUCCCCCUGAUUCCCCCUCCACCUCUGAGAGCAUAAGGUCCUCAGAGCCGGGGGAAAAGCGUCUGGAGUCAGGCAGUGACCUUGACCCACCAAAGGAGAUUGGAGAGCCCCAAGAAGAGCCUGGCUGUGGCCACAUCCCACCAAAGGACCUUGGGGUGGCAAAAGAGGGGGAAGAGAUCCUUCCUUUGGACCUCAGCAGCCACUUAUUCUUCGCAGCUGGAGGCCAGGCCUACCUACUGGCCAACCUGCCCCUGCCUGGGGGCAGUGAACUCUCGUUACCAAAGGGCUUCCCCUGGGAUGAGGCAAGCGCCAAGGAAGAGCCCAGCCUGCCCCUCCUCACCCACUUCCCCUCCUCACACCUUACCACCCUUCACAUCCAACAUGGCUUCGACCCAAUCCAAGGCUUUAGCUCUUCUGACCAAAUGUUGUCCCAUGAUACCUCAGCGCCGUCUCUGGCUGCCUGUGAGAGAAGGGAUGGAUCCUUCUGGAGCUACCAGCUGGUUCCAAACCCAACCGAAGAUCCCAAAGAUGGCCCCCUGGGGAGCCGACGGGGAGACCACAGGGCGAUGUUUUGGAUCUGCCUUCUCUGCCGCCUGGGUUUCGGCAGGCUCCAGACCUUUAUAGGUCACACACUUUCUCAUGGAGUGAAGCUAAGCCCUGCCCACCACCAGGGCCUGCUGGGCAGCCCAGCCGUACUUCAGGAGGGUCAUGAUGGCGGCAUGGCCCUCCUAAGCUUUCUGGAACCAAAAUUUCUUACCCGUCCUUCUCCCGAGGUACCGGACACCAGCACAGUGACUGUGACGACAAAUGGAGCCCAGGCUGAGGACGGCCCCCCAGAGGCAGAUGGUCAAGCCCUUGUUCUCCCCGCUGAAGAGGUUAUGGCCCUCAGCCCACCAUCCCCACCCACAGCCCUAGCCACCUGGGACCCCAGCCCAACCCAAGCCAAAGAUUCGCCAGUACCAAGAGGCGAGGCGGGGCCAGACUGGUUCCCUGAGGGGCAGGAAGAGGAUGGAGGGCUCUGCCUCCCGCUCAACCAAAGCUCACCCACCUCUAAGGAGGUGGCCGUGCUCCCAGCUCCAGCAGGCUCUCCCGAAGACACCAGUGACCCACCUCCGUCCUGUCGCCUGGCCGAUGACUACACUCCAGCCCCUGCAGCCUUCCAGGGCCUCAGCCUGUCCAGUCACAUGUCCCUGCUACACUCACGCAAUUCCUGCAAGACUCUUAAGUGUCCCAAGUGCAACUGGCACUACAAGUACCAGCAGACCCUGGACGUGCACAUGCGGGAGAAGCACCCCGAGAGCAACAGCCACUGCAGCUACUGUAGCGCCGGGGGCGCCCACCCCCGCCUGGCCCGCGGAGAGAGCUACAACUGCGGCUACAAGCCCUACCGCUGCGAUGUCUGCAACUACUCCACCACCACCAAAGGCAACCUCAGCAUCCACAUGCAGUCCGACAAGCACCUGGCCAACCUGCAGGGCUUCCAGGCAGGGCCUGGCGGGCAGGCGAGUCCCCCGGAGGCAUCCCUCCCACCCCCCUCUGUCGGGGAUAAAGAGCCCAAGACCAAGUCAUCCUGGCAGUGCAAAGUGUGCAGCUACGAAACCAACAUCUCCCGAAACCUGCGCAUCCACAUGACUUCUGAGAAACACAUGCAGAAUGUCCUGAUGUUGCACCAGGGGCUGCCACUUGGCCUGCCACCAGGGCUGGUGGGGCCAGGACCUCCUCCCCCACCAGGGGCUGCCCCCACCAACCCUCCUGAACUCUUCCAGUACUUUGGGCCCCAGGCCCUAGGACAGCCUCAGGCACCCAUGCCUGGGCCUGGGCUGAGACCAGACAAGCCCCUUGAAGCCCAGCUACUCCUCAAUGGUUUCCACCACCUUGGAGCGCCUGCCCGCAAGUUCCCCACAGCUGCCCCUGGCAGCCUCUCCCCUGAGACCCAUCUGCCACCAAGUCAGCUCCUGGGCUCCUCAUCUGAUGGGCUGCCCACUUCACCAUCCCCAGACGACAGCCCAGCCCUGAAGGUGUUCCGCUGCCUGGUGUGCCAGGCUUUCAGCACAGACAGCCUGGAGCUGCUGCUGUACCACUGCAGCAUUGGUCGGAGCCUGCCGGAGGCCGAAUGGAAGGAGGUAGCUGGGGAUACCCACCGCUGCAAGCUCUGCUGCUAUGGCACCCAGCUCAAGGCCAACUUCCAGCUCCACCUCAAGACGGACAAACAUACUCAGAAAUACCAGCUAGCAGCCCACCUCCGGGAGGGGGGCGGUGCCAUGGGCACCCCUUCCCCGCUGGCCCUGGGGGAUGGGGCUUCUUAUGGCUCCAUCUCCCCACUUCACCUGCGCUGCAACAUCUGUGACUUCGAGUCCAACAGCAAGGAGAAGAUGCAGCUGCACACCCGGGGUUCAGCCCACGAAGAAAACAGCCAGAUCUAUAAGUUUCUGCUGGAAAUGGAGGGAGCAGAGGCAGGGCCGGAGCCGGGGCUUUACCACUGCCUGUUGUGCGCCUGGGACACGCCCUCCCGCCUAGCCUUGCUGCAACACCUACGCACGCCUGCCCACCGCGACGCCCAGGCCCAGAGGCGGCUGCAGCUGCUGCAGAACGGCCCGGCCGCUGAAGAAGGACUCUCAGCUCUCCAGAGUAUUCUGAGCUUCAGCCAUGGGCGGCUUCAAACUCCUGGGAAGGCUUCUGACACCCCCUUAGCUCAACCACCCACCUCUGAGAAAGAUGCCCAGAACAAGACGGAACAACGGGCUUCUGAAGUGACAGAGGACAGAAGUGGCCCUCCCAGAGACAGUGCCAACCAGAUCACGGUCUUCUGCUGUCCCUACUGUAGCUUCCUGAGCCCAGAGUGUGACCAGGUGAGGGUCCAUACACUCUCCCAGCAUGCCGUGCAGCCCAAGUACAGGUGCCCACUCUGCCAGGAGCAGCUGGUGGGCCGGCCUGCCCUGCGCUUCCACCUCAGCCACCUUCACAACGUGGUGCCCGAGUGCGUCGAGAAGCUGCUGCUUGUGGCCACAACUGUAGAGAUGACCUUCCCAACCAAAAUGCUGCCUGGACCCACAUUAAACCCUGUGGAGGAUGGCCUAGACCACCCAGCUCCUGGAGCAGAGCCCACUCCCAACAGAGACCAGGUAGCAGAAAGCUCUAACCUGGCCCCAGAAGCCAGCCCAGAUCCUCCUCUCGAGCCUCCCCUGGCGCCAGUCGAGGGCCCCAGGGAGCCCUCAGAAAGCCCUGAUCAGCCGCCUUCUCCAGCCCCAUCUCCAGCCCCUCGGCUUGAUGCCCAGGUUGAAGAAUUGGCUCCUUUACCCACCAUGUCUGAAGAGGAAGAGGGAGCCAUGGGGGAGCCCCGCUCUGCAGAACCAACCCCAGCUGACUCCCGCCACCCUCUAACCUAUCGGAAGACCACAAACUUUGCCCUGGACAAGUUUCUUGACCCUGCUCGGCCCUAUAAGUGCACUGUGUGUAAGGAGUCCUUCACCCAGAAGAACAUCCUAUUGGUUCAUUAUAACUCCGUCUCCCACCUUCAUAAGAUGAAGAAGGCCGCCAUUGACCCAUCGGGCCCUGUCCGAGGCGAGGCGGGCAUCCCACCGCCCACUGCCACUGCAUCAGACAAGCCCUUUAAGUGCACAGUCUGCCGUGUGUCCUACAACCAGAGCUCCACGCUGGAGAUUCACAUGCGAUCAGUUCUGCACCAGACUCGCUCGAGGGGGGCCAAGACGGACGCCAGGGCGGAAGGAGCAGAGCGGGGCCAAGAAGAGUUCAAGGAAGGCGAGACUGAGGGCGAGGCGGGCACUGAGAAGAAAGGCCCUGACCCUGGUGGCUUCAUGUCUGGACUGCCUUUCCUGUCCCCACCACCCCCUCCUUUGGACCUACACCGAUUCUCAGCCCCUCUCUUCACCCCACCAGUCCUGCCCCCGUUCCCCCUGGUUCCAGAAUCACUACUCAAGCUCCAGCAACAACAGCUGCUUCUUCCCUUCUACCUCCAUGACCUCAAGGUGGGGCCCAAGCUGGCAUUGGCUAGCCCUACGCCCAUGCUGUCCCUGCCCGCUGCCAACCCGCCUCCUCUCCCUGCACCCCCCAAGGCUGAGCUGGCCGAGCAGGAAUGGGAACGGCCCCUCAUGGCUGAAGAGGGGACUGAAGCGGGGCCGUCUUCACCAACCCACACAUCACCCAAUGAAGCUGCCCGCACAGCCGCCAAAGCCCUUCUAGAAAAUUUUGGCUUUGAGUUAGUGAUUCAGUACAACGAAGGGAAGCAGGCAGUGCCCCCUCCCCCAACUCCUCCGCCUCCAGAGUCUCUGGGGGGCGGAGACAAGCUGGCCUGUGGGGCCUGUGGGAAACUCUUCUCCAACAUGCUCAUCCUCAAGACUCAUGAGGAGCAUGUUCACCGCCGCUUUCUGCCCUUUGAGGCUCUGAGCCGUUACGCCGCUCAGUUUCGAAAGAGCUAUGAUAGCCUAUACCCACCCCCAGUAGAGCCUCCCAAACCUCCAGACGGGUCCCUGGAGUCACCUCCCCAGCUAGGCCCACCUUUCGUGGUCCCAGAACCUGAAGUAGGGGGGAUCCACACUUCUGAAGAGCGGAGCCUGGCAGGAGGAGGACCCUGGCCCUCCGAGGAAGAAGAAGGUUCUAGAGGGAGUCUUCCUCCCGCAGUACCUGUGGGCCGCCGGUUCUCUAGAACCAAGUUUACAGAGUUCCAGACCCAGGCUCUGCAGUCUUUCUUUGAGACCAGUGCCUAUCCCAAGGAUGGGGAGGUGGAGCGCCUGGCAAGCCUCUUGGGUCUGGCUAGCCGCGUGGUGGUAGUGUGGUUCCAGAAUGCCCGCCAGAAAGCCCGUAAAAAUGCCUGUGAGGGUGGGCCUGUGACAGCCGGAGGAGCCUCUGGAGGGGCCUCUGGCUGCAGGCGCUGCCACGCCACCUUCGCCUGUGUUUUUGAGUUAGUUAAGCAUCUCAAGAAGUGCUAUGAUGACCAGCCUCCUGAGGAGGAGGAGGAGGAGGCAGAGAGGGGGGAAGAGGAGGAAGAGGUGGAGGAAGAGGAGGCGGAGGAACGGAACCUGGAACCUGCAGCAGCAAGACCUGGCGGCCCAUCACCAGAACAUGCGGAUGGGGAAGACUUGAGCCAAACAGAGCCAACAAGGCCAGAAAGCAAAGAGUCUGAAGGGAAGGCACCGCCCUCACCUCCGGUCUAUGCCUGUGACCAGUGUGCCGCUUCUUUCCCCAGCCAGGACCUCCUGACCACUCACCACCGACUCCAUUUGCUACCAUCUGUGCAGCCCAGCGCCCCGCCGCCGUCCCAGCUCCUAGAUCUGCCCUUGCUGGUGUUUGGGGAGAGGAACCCUGUAGUAUCGGGCACCUCAUCAGUGACCGGGACACCCCUCAAGCGGAAGCACGAUGAUGGCAGUCUGUCUCCCACAGGCAGUGAAGCAGGGGGCGGAGGAGAGGGUGAACCCCCCAAAGACAAACGCCUGCGCACUACCAUCCUGCCUGAGCAGCUGGAGAUCCUGUACCGCUGGUACAUGCAGGACUCCAACCCCACACGGAAGAUGCUCGACUGUAUCUCUGAGGAAGUGGGGCUCAAAAAACGAGUAGUACAGGUCUGGUUCCAGAAUACCAGAGCCCGGGAGAGGAAAGGUCAGUUUCGAAGCACUCCUGGGGGAGUUGCCGGUCCAGCAGUCAAGCCCACUGUACCGCCCUCCCCAGCUCCCUUCCCCAAAUUCAACCUCCUGUUGAGCAAGAUUGAAGACGAAACGGGGAAGGAAGCCCCAAAGAGAGAUGCACCUGCCUUUCCCUACCCCACAGUCACCCCUGCUGUUGGGCCUCUGCCAUUCCUACCACCUGGGAAAGAGGCCGCUGCACCAACACCAGAGCCCCCUCCACCCAUCCCGCCCCCAGCACUCAGUGAGGAUGAGGGUCCAGAGGAACCAUCUAAAGCGUCUCCAGAAAGCGAGGCUUGCAGUCCAUCGGCAGGAGACCUAAGUGAUUCAUCUGCUUCCAGCCUGGCUGAACCAGAAUCCCCUGGGGCCGGGGGGACCAGUGGGGGACCAGGCGGUGGGACCGGAGUUCCAGAUAGCAUGGGGCAGCGUAGAUAUCGGACCCAAAUGAGCAGCCUUCAGCUGAAGAUCAUGAAAGCCUGCUAUGAAGCCUACCGCACCCCUACUAUGCAGGAGUGUGAGGUCCUCGGGGAGGAAAUUGGACUGCCCAAGAGAGUCAUUCAGGUCUGGUUCCAGAAUGCCCGUGCCAAGGAAAAAAAAGCCAAACUGCAGGGAACAGCACCACCAGGGAGUGGGGGCAGCAGUGAGGGCACCUCGGCAGCCCAGCGCACCGACUGUCCCUACUGUGACGUUAAGUAUGACUUCUACGUCUCCUGCAGAGGCCACCUCUUCUCUCGGCAGCACCUUGCCAAGCUCAAGGAGGCAGUCCGAGCCCAGCUGAAGAGCGAAAGCAAAUGCUAUGACUUAGCUCCCGCACCCGAGACCCCACUGGCCCCCAAAGGUCCACCUGCCACCACACCUGCCUCCUCCGUGCCCUUGGGAGCUUCCCCAACCUUGCCUCGCCUGGCUCCAGUCCUCUUGCCUGGCCCAACUCUGGCCCAGCCACCACUUGGAAGCAUAGCUUCUUUCAAUUCAGGCCCUGCAGCCUCCUCAGGCCUUCUUGGCCUUGCCACUUCGGUCCUGCCUGCUACCACAGUGGUCCAGACUGCUGGUCCAGGCCGCCCCUUACCUCAGAGACCUGUAUCUAACCAAACCAACAGUUCUACUGACCCUACCCCUGGCCCAGCUACUGAGCCCUCAGGAGACAAAGUCUCUGGUGAGCGAAAGCCAGUUGCAACCCUUCCCAACUCCUCCACUGAUGCCCUCAAGAACCUGAAAGCAUUGAAAGCCACUGUCCCAGCCCUGUUGGGGGGCCAAUUCCUGCCCUUCCCAUUGCCCCCUGCAGGCGGGGCAGCACCACCAGCUGUCUUUGGUCCUCAGUUACAGGGGGCGUACUUCCAACAGCUUUACGGCAUGAAGAAGGGGCUAUUUCCCAUGAACCCGGUGAUACCUCAGACCCUUAUUGGGCUGCUCCCCAAUGCCCUCCUCCAGCAACCACCCCAAGCCCCCGAGCCUACAGCCACAGCCCCUCCAAAGCCCCCCGAGCUGCCGGCCCCGGGGGAAGGGGAAAGUAGUGAGGCUGAUGAGCUGCUGACAGGCAGCACUGGCAUCUCCACCGUGGAUGUGACUCACCGCUACUUGUGCCGCCAGUGCAAGAUGGCAUUUGACGGCGAGGCCCCAGCUACUGCCCACCAGAGAUCCUUCUGCUUCUUUGGGCGGGGCUCUGGGGGCUCCAUGCCCGCCCCAUUGCGGGUGCCUAUCUGCACCUACCACUGCCUGGCCUGCGAGGUGCUGCUGAGUGGGCGUGAAGCCCUAGCCUCCCAUCUGCGCUCCUCAGCUCACAGGCGCAAGGCAGCCCCGCCCCCAGGAGGCCCUCCCAUCACCGUUACCAACAGCGCCACUGCUGUCCCGGCUGCUGUGGCUUUUGCCAAAGAGGAAGCAAGAUUACCUCACACGGACCCCAACCCAAAAACUACUACUACCUCUACACUUCUAGCUUUAUAAACAGAUAAACCAAGAUGGGGACAAGAGAGGGCCUCAGGGUUCCCUCACCCCAACCUUCAGCUCUGCCCACCUCAUGGGAGUCUGUCAAUUCCCACCUUCUGUGGGCUUCACACACCCCACCUCCAGCAGAGUCCUGCCUCCUCCCCGCCCCACAAACACUCUGACCCUCAUUCUCAGCCCUUGCAGAUACACCCCGACUCUGGCAUACAUGUCUGCUUUGUUCCCUCAUUUUCCCCAUUGAAUUCCCAGCCCUCUUCCUUCCCUUGUAAACACAUACCUUUUCCAUAUUACUAUAUUGACUGAGAAAACACCAAAAGAAAGAAAAGAAAAGAAAACCCAAGGCAAAAAAGGGGGGGGGUGGAAAAUCAACUUUGCCACCCCCUUCUUCCUGUCCCUUGUCCAGAGCACAGACCGCUCACAAACUCCAAAAACCCAGUUGGUUCCUAUGGUUGGAGCCUGGGGUGGGCAAGAAGCCCAUAAAACUAACCAAACCGGAGGCUGGGGGGUGGGGAGAAGCACCCCUGCUCGCCCUCCCAGCUCCCCUCCCUCCUGCCCUCUCCUUACCUGGUGGGACCCCUAGCAGCCUGGACUCCUGGGAAGCGGCUGCCAGAAAGCCCUCUACCAACCCACACCCCUCCCCUGGAAACUGCAGUAACUUUUUUUUCUCAAAGGCUUUAAACACAGAGGCCCUCUCAGCAGCCAUGGGCCUGCCCCUCGCCCUAACCUUGCCAAGGGCAGUCCAGCCUCCGGGGAUCAGCGUUGCCCACCAAUGGCAAAUCCAAAGUUCUU